This is a messenger RNA of Mugil cephalus (flathead mullet), 1184 nucleotides long. Its product is annotated as zinc finger protein 233-like. The record is from RefSeq and is a predicted model, not a curated record. Bases 70 to 1044 code for a protein of 324 amino acids. Gene Ontology annotation, molecular function: RNA polymerase II cis-regulatory region sequence-specific DNA binding; DNA-binding transcription factor activity. The transcript is spliced from 2 exons. Gene Ontology annotation, biological process: regulation of transcription by RNA polymerase II. NCBI's taxonomy places the organism in Eukaryota, Metazoa, Chordata, Actinopteri, Mugiliformes, Mugilidae.
CCCGCUCCACCUCCACCUCCUCCUCCUCCUCCACCUCCUCCUCUCCCACUCUGGAGACAGUGGUAGAAAAUGACCAAGCUGGAGCUGUUGAAUGUGUUUCUGAACGACAGGCUGACGGCGGCAGCGGAGGAGAUUUUUCGCGCAGUUAAAGACACGGUGGUUGAGUACCAGAGCGAGAUCCUGCGCUCCAAAGACGAGAACGAGCGUCUCAAGCGGCUGCUCAACGUGGCCGUGCAGCGGCUCCUGCUGCAGCCAGAUCCUCACUCUGUCCAACCCCAAGAAGAUGAUCCGUUCUCCGAGUGGAGAAGCAGCGCGGAGCAACUGCCUCAAGUUAAAGAGGAACCAAAACUCAGACACAUUCAAGCCGACUGUCCACAAGCAGCUGGAGACUCAGAAGAAGGAAACUGCAGUCGUGUCGAGCUCCAGGCGUCACAUCCUCCACCAACGCAGCCGGUUUCUUCUCCUCCACCGACAUCCCCAGAGAUUAAGACGGAGGCCGACGGAGAGGACGGCAGGAAACAGCUCCCAGCCAACAGCUUAUCGUCGCCCAUAAAAGUUCUUUUAAACUGCAGAGCAGCUCAGAGUGAUUUUUGUGCCACCGCCGCAAAGAGCCACAGAACUCAGAAAACUGAGCAGCAGGUGAAGGGGCUACUUCGCUCCAACGGAAAACAGAACUCGCCCAUAAUGCAGAUCAAGAACGUGAGAUCUCUGAAGCUGCCUGCGCCUCGCUCCUCCCACCCGAGCCCGGGCAUCCAGAGGUGGCACAGCUGUAAGGAGUGCGGAAAGGGCUUCAGCUUCGCCUGCCAGCUGGAGGUCCACAUGCGCUGGCACACCAAGGAGAAACCGUACAGCUGCACCGUGUGCCGCAAGAGCUUCACCACGGUGAGCAUGCUGAAGAGGCACCACCGCAUCCACACGGGGGAGAAACCCUUCCGGUGCCACGUGUGCGGGAAAUGCUUCAACCAGUCGGCACAUCUCAACACCCACUUCAGGCUCCACACCAGAGAGAGGGCCGGCUGGAGCCGGUCACCGCACCACACGUGAACCGGGUCUCACAGCGGAAGCCCUCAUUCGUCUGUAAACUCUGAAAUGCUGUAGCUGGCCAGAUUUUAAGUUCAAACCGUGAACAGUGAUGGUGCUUGAUUGUGUCUAAUUGUUGUGCAAUAAAGAGUAGUACAUGAAGA